UGUCAGCUUGCCACCUGAAGCUGGGCAACGCAGAGGAGGCUGCUCAGGAAGUGUAGAGGGAAUAGCGUGCCCAGCACAGAGGCCAGCUGUCAGCCACUGGAGAGUGCAGUAAGAGCUACCUGGGCAGGAGCCAUGGCCUGGCCACCUUCCUGCUGGCUGUGGGUUCUGGGGACUCUGACGGGGCUCUCAGCCACCCCAGCCUCCAAGAUCUGUCCAGAGAAGCACUACUGGGUGCAGAAAGGACUGUGCUGCCCAAUGUGUAAGCCAGGAACAUUCCUCAGGAAGAACUGUGACUGGAACAGAAAGGCUACUCAGUGUGACUCGUGUAUACUUGGGAUUUCCUUCUCACCAGACCACAACACCCGGCCCCACUGUGAAAACUGCCGCCACUGUAACUCUGGUCAUCUCAUUCGAAACUGUACCCUCACGACCAAUGCCGAGUGCACCUGCCCCAAGGGCUGGCAGUGCAGGGACAGGGAGUGCACUGAGUGUGAUCCUGCUCCAAAUCCCUCACCGACCCCUCGUCCAUCGCCGGCCCUAGGCCCUCGCCCACAACCCACCCACUUACCUCACACCAAAAAGAUAGCAGAGGCCAAGACAGCCAGACACAUGCAGACUCUAGCUGACUUCAGGCCGACCCCAGCUCUCUCGACCCACUGGCCACCCCAGAGGUCCCUGUGCAGCUCAGAUUGCAUCCGCGGCUUUGUGGUCCUCUCUGGAAUGUUUCUUGUUUUCACCAUGGUUGGAGCCAUGUUCUUCCAUCAACGAAGAAAAUAUGGACUAAACAAAGGAAGUCCAGCGGUGCCUGGUGAGCCUUAUCCUUGCAGCUGUCCCAGGGAGGAGGAGGGUGCCACCAUCCCCAUCCAGGAGGAUUACCGGAAACCCGAGCCUGCGACCUACCCCUGAGCCAGCACUCCGCAGAGGGAAGGUCAUCUCUGCAACCAAGUCAACCCCACCCCACCAACCACCCAGAGGCAGAUACUUGGCACCCCCAAUUUCAGCACAUGCUUUCGUCAGGAUCCUUUCCUGUGUACAGACUUGAGAAAGUACCUUUCCAAGACCAGCAGUGACAAAGACACCCGGGAAUAAGGUGGGAGGUGGGAAGCAGGAUGUGUCCUGCCCUGGCCAGCUUCACCCCUGUGCUAUAGGAGGGCUGGGGCUCCAGUUGUAAAACACACCCUACGAAAGCCCCACAUGCGGUUUCACUGAUUUAGAAACUCUGAAAAAUAAAGUGAGACUGCCACACACAGCCGCUCUCCCGCUCGCUCUCUGAAAUGCCAAUCUCGCAGCGCAGGCCCCUCCCAGCCUCGGCUCCUAUCAGGGAUCUGAGGGAGGAGCUUCUCCCGGUGCAGAGGUGUGUUGGGGCCCUCCCAAAGGGGGAGGGGAAGACAGGCCAGGAGAUCGGGAGGAGAGCACCAACGGAAAAUGAGGACAGGUUCCCAGGCUACGGGGGUUCCUGCUUUAGGCUCCAGUCUUCUCCCUUCCUCUCCUCG
This is a messenger RNA of Pteropus alecto (black flying fox), 1493 nucleotides long. It is a transcript of the gene CD27, whose product is annotated as CD27 molecule. Gene Ontology annotation, biological process: positive regulation of B cell differentiation; negative regulation of apoptotic process; positive regulation of T cell differentiation. Lineage: Eukaryota; Metazoa; Chordata; Mammalia; Chiroptera; Pteropodidae. The record is from RefSeq and is a predicted model, not a curated record. The transcript has 6 exons. Gene Ontology annotation, cellular component: external side of plasma membrane. Gene Ontology annotation, molecular function: protein binding; transmembrane signaling receptor activity. The coding region runs from base 133 to 906 and encodes 257 amino acids.